UAUAUAAAGAGUGUAACAAUGGGAAAAAUAGAAGAUCGUCGCUCAAAGCGUAGCAAACGACAAAAACCAGCCAGGUUUGCUUCGCCUACUGAGUCCCCAUCAUCGCCGACUCCGGCUAACUCCGUUUCCGAGUCAUCUGACGCGGUAACACCUCAGACAGUCGCACCAACAGCUUCCAAGACUACAGUGUCAACUACUUCGGCAAACAACAGCAAGAAUAAUGAAGUGGGUAGCCAACGUUCGCGUUCUGCUGCCAGCACAAAAUCAUUGCCCGGCAAUGCAACGCCUCCAAGCGGUUCCACAAAGAAGCCGAGGAAGCGUCGCAAUAGCGAUACAUCUAGCGAUGAAGAACGUUGGCUGAAUGCCAUCGAAACGGGUAAACUGGAAGACGUCGAUGACGAGUUGAAAAAGAUAAAGGAUCCCAAACUGAUGACAGCGCGUCAGCGUGCCAUGUAUGAACGGACGCAAGACGCCGAGCCGGCACUAGCGGGCUUUGCUGAAGAGCUCAUUGCCCUGCCAAGCGGGUAUAGGGAGAAAGAGAAGCCACAGACGGCCGAAGAGAUACAAAAGGCAGCGCUGAAGUCACAAAAACGCAAGCAACAGGCGGACGAGCGUCGUGAGAAGGACAAACAGAAGACGAUGGAGCGUCUGCUGAAGAAGCAGGAAAAUGGCAAACAGCGCACGGCAGCACGAAAACUGCAAAACCAAAAGCAGACAACACCAUUGCUUACCUACAUGAAUACCCUAGAUGGAGCCUAUAUUAUAGUGCCACCAGGCCAGGAGUUUCCAAUUGAACCCCAGACCGCAAUCAAGCCGCCGCCAGCCAAACUAUGCGGCGUCGCAGGCUGUGGCAAACGCAAAGUGUACAAUUGCUCCAAGACGAAUAUUCCGCUAUGUAGUUUAGCUUGUUAUAAGAAAAAUUUAGCUGUUGUUUAAUUAUAGUAUUAUUAAGAAAGUAUAUUUUAUUGAUUCA
Molecule: messenger RNA, 973 nt
Organism: Drosophila navojoa
Lineage: Eukaryota; Metazoa; Arthropoda; Insecta; Diptera; Drosophilidae
Product: INO80 complex subunit B
Biological process (GO): chromatin remodeling
Cellular component (GO): Ino80 complex
Source: RefSeq, a predicted model, not a curated record